AUGCAAGAUGAAAUUAAUUUCGCCAUAGUUAGAGCUGAUGUUGGAGUCGUCGUUAAUGGAGUCGUCGCUAAUGAAGUCGUUGUUAAUAGAGUUGGCAUUACUGGAGUUGUUAUUAAUAAAAUUAUUAUAGUUAUUGUUCGUGCCGUCUAUCUUGGUACUACAAUUAUAGUAGGUGAUGUGUCGCAUUAUUUGUAUUGUUUUUGUACGGCUG
Messenger RNA from Dentiscutata heterogama, 211 nucleotides. The record is from the annotation of a GenBank genome assembly. NCBI's taxonomy places the organism in Eukaryota, Fungi, Glomeromycota, Glomeromycetes, Diversisporales, Gigasporaceae.